AUCUUAACAACAUGUUAAAGGCUAAAAAAUACGAUUGGAAGGACAGCAAUCUGGCACUUUUCGGAAGUGACACUGAAAAGAAAGUCAAGAAGGAAGCUGCAGAGACAGAGGAAGCCUGGAUAGGCUGCGGUCAGAGAGUCGGGUUAAGCAUAUGGCGUAUUGUUCAGUUCAAAGUGCAAACGUGGCCGGAGAAUGAGUAUGGAACGUUCUACAGCGGUGACAGCUACAUUGUCCUCCAUACCUACAUCAAACCGGGAGAGGACAAGCUGAGGUAUGAUCUGCACUUCUGGAUAGGAAAGUACUCGACUCAGGACGAAUAUGGGACAGCUGCUUACAAGACUGUGGAGCUGGACUGUUUACUUAGCGACGAAGCAGUGCAGCACAGGGAGACACAAGGUAACGAGAGUUCUCUCUUCAAAUCCUACUUUCCCAGCGUUACAAUCCGUAAAGGAGGCGCUAAAAGCGGAUUCAGACAUGUGGAGGAGGCAAAAGCUGAACCCAAACUUUACCACUUCUCCAACGAUUGUAAAACUGUCAAGGUAUACGAGAAAACUCCGUACAAAGAGUACAUCACCAGUGAUGACGUGUUCAUCAUUGAUAGUGGUGAUCAUUUGUACCAGUGUAACGGGGCUAAGUGUGACAAAAUGGAGAAAUUCUCAGCUGCAGGAUAUCUUCAAGAUCUUGAAGCAAAAAGAAAGGUUCGAAGCACCAUUCUUGAUGAACAAACUGACGGUUUCUCUAGCAUCAUGCAAUAUCUUAAAGAUAGAGAAGGUGGUAAACCGAAGAAGGUGGUACCGAAGCCGCAGAGAGAGUCCAUUAAGCGCAUGUUGGAAAUAUCUGAAGAAGACGGGAAGUGUAAGAUAGACGACGUGGCAGAAGGAGACUCUGUCUGUCUUGGACUGCUCAACCCUGACAACUGCUUCAUUGUGGACGUGGUUAAACACGUCUUUGUGUGGGUAGGCGGCAGAGCCAGUCAGAAGGAAAAGAAGAACGGUCUAGGAUACGCUCACAACUAUCUUAAAGGAAUUGGUUAUCCAGAUGUUCCAAUAAGUGUGCUGAAGCAAGGAAUGGAUCAUCUACUCAUUGAUGCCCUUCAACAAUAACCAACAUAGCAACCAUAGGAAAUUGAGUCACUCUUAUUAUAAUUUCAAGUGUAGAGUUAGAAAGGAAUUAGCUGGCAUUUAAGAAGGAGCUUUGAAAUUUAUCAAGACCGAGGAAAAAUUGUGUAUGUUACAGUUAAUAAACCUAAUAACAAUGACGAAAUAAUCAUAGAAACAUAGGUUUUAGCUCGUAGAGCUCAUUUGUUGUAUAAAUUUGUGUAGUGGACAAAAUUAUCUACAAUUAAUAGUAAAUUAUUUUGAGCAGACGUCAUGAAGUUGCAGUUUUCUGGUUUUCAGUUUUCACGAAUCUAUGAAUUUCAAAGUUUUUUCGUUAACGCUUUCUUGCGCUUUUAGAUGCUUUGAAUAUCAAGGGAUUAUGGUAAUGACAUUAUGUACAUUGUACUAUGUAGUGUGUCACAUUAUUGUAACUUCAUUCAAUUUUAUUUUGAUUGAGAGUAAUAAAGGU
This is a messenger RNA of Bolinopsis microptera, 1566 nucleotides long. Its product is annotated as gelsolin-like protein 2. Gene Ontology annotation, cellular component: cytoplasm; actin cytoskeleton. The record is from RefSeq and is a predicted model, not a curated record. Gene Ontology annotation, biological process: actin polymerization or depolymerization; actin filament severing; barbed-end actin filament capping. The transcript is spliced from 10 exons. Lineage: Eukaryota; Metazoa; Ctenophora; Tentaculata; Lobata; Bolinopsidae. Gene Ontology annotation, molecular function: actin filament binding; phosphatidylinositol-4,5-bisphosphate binding. The coding region runs from base 12 to 1103 and encodes 363 amino acids.